ACCUGAAAUGUUUCAGUCUGAGAAGGCACUUUUUGGUCAUCUGAUUGGGAGGUUGUUUUGUCAACCUCCUUUAUAAAGUGAUUAUAGCAAAGUCCCAUUCAAACCUAGACUACUCCUUCACCAAGAUAUAUAUAAAACUCAAACCACACUAGGAGAUAGAUAAGUAUAAACUAGAAGUCUUAGAACAAAACAAAGGGACCUCUAGAAAGCUUUCUGUCAAAGCCUUAAUUCCUUCUUUCCCCAUGUCUGAUGAACCUAGAGACCUUUACUACCAUGACCUAUUCCAAGACAAUCAACACCUUGCCAGUGGGACUGGCAUGUACAAUCAAAAGCCCCCUACCAUUGCUGGUUCAUCAGCUUACAAUUCACAAGGAUUUGAUCCCUCUUAUAUGAGCUUCACUGAGUGUCUACAAGGACCCAUGGACUACAAUUCAUUGGCAAGUGCUUUUGGAUUGUCACCUUCAUCCUCUGAAGUAUUUUCUUCAGUGGAAGGCAACCCAAAGCCGAUAGAUGUUGGAGAUUUAGGUGGUGGUGGUGGUGGGGGUGGUAGUGAUAAUCUGGUGACUCAAAACUCCUCCAUCUCUUCCUCUUCAACAGAGGCUGGUGUAGAAGAAGAUUCAGACAAGAGUAAGAAAGAUGGGCAGCCAAAAGAAUCAGAAGAUGGAGGGGAAAGCUCUAAGAAAGUGGGAAAAGCAAAGAAGAAAGGAGAGAAAAAGCAAAGAGAGCCACGGUUUGCCUUUAUGACCAAGAGUGAGGUUGAUCAUCUGGAAGAUGGAUAUAGAUGGAGAAAAUAUGGACAAAAGGCUGUCAAGAAUAGCCCUUAUCCAAGGAGCUAUUACCGGUGCACUACUCAGAAAUGCACAGUCAAGAAACGCGUGGAGAGGUCAUUUCAAGACCCAACUACUGUGAUUACAACAUAUGAAGGUCAGCACAACCACCCAAUACCCGCAACACUUAGAGGAAAUGCGGCUGCAAUGUUCCCACCUUCCAUGUUCACACCACAGAUAAGGGGACCAACUUUUCCUCAAGACUUCUAUGUUCAAAUGCCUCAAAUGGGUAGCCAAGGUGGCGCAAACUCCAUUUAUUCGCAGAACCUUAUGAAUAAUCCUCACCAGCAGUAUCAACUUCCGGACUAUGGACUAUUACAAGACAUAAUACCUUCUAUGUUCCUUAAACAAGAGCCAUGAAACUCUCUCUCUUUCUCUCUCAUUGUACAUAUACUCACAAGUUAGUUCCAUCUUUCUGACUUCCUUGAGUAGCUAUAUUUUUCUUCACUUCUUAAUAUGGAUGAGGAGUUCUCUUAAAUUUGAAUAUAUGUAUCUUUUCUCUAUAUGGAUAUAUCUCAUAUAAUGAUAGACCCAUACACUGAGAAGAAUGAUGCCUAUAUUAGAUGCAUGAGAUAAUUGUCGGAUAAGAAAAAUCCUAGUUCACAUGUCCAAUUUAGAAGUGAAGUUGAAUCUUUAGAUUGAAUGUAAUUUUGCUUGAAUUGCCACUAUGGGAAAUGUAUGGGAGAAGAUGAGGUUGGUAGUGUAGUGAAGUAGUGGGGUUUCAAUAUUAGACAUGCUUGUACUACAUAUUCAGUCCCAGUCGGAGCAUGUAUCUCCUUCAUGAGGAUUUUUAAAUAGGAGAGCUUUUCCUCCAUUGUCCUUAGAUCAAUUUAUCACAAUUGAUAAAAAGGAUUUUUAUUGCCUUUGAA
This is a messenger RNA of Quercus lobata, 1696 nucleotides long. RefSeq names its product WRKY transcription factor 28-like. Gene Ontology annotation, biological process: regulation of DNA-templated transcription. Gene Ontology annotation, molecular function: sequence-specific DNA binding; DNA-binding transcription factor activity. The coding region runs from base 243 to 1187 and encodes 314 amino acids. NCBI's taxonomy places the organism in Eukaryota, Viridiplantae, Streptophyta, Magnoliopsida, Fagales, Fagaceae. The transcript is spliced from 3 exons. The record is from RefSeq and is a predicted model, not a curated record.